Messenger RNA from Brassica napus (rape), 633 nucleotides. RefSeq names its product SAGA-associated factor 29 homolog A-like. The transcript has 4 exons. The record is from RefSeq and is a predicted model, not a curated record. Gene Ontology annotation, cellular component: SAGA complex. The coding region runs from base 187 to 441 and encodes 84 amino acids. NCBI's taxonomy places the organism in Eukaryota, Viridiplantae, Streptophyta, Magnoliopsida, Brassicales, Brassicaceae.
AACAUAGCCAAUAAUUCUUGGAUUAAACAGGCGUAUGAUGCAAUUAUAUAUAUUUUUCGUCUGCAAUGGAUUCAUAUAUAUGGAUUUUUAAAAAAGGCUCAAACAUUUUGUCACAGAGUUGAAGUAUUUGAUGAGGAACCAGGAGAUGAUGAAGAAAUAGGUGGCCAGAGGACGUAUAAACUACCAAUGUCAUGCAUUUUACCCUUUCCAAAAAGGACUGAUCUUUCAAACACGCAAGAGUUUCUACCAAGGAAACAAGUUCUAGCUGUAUAUCCAGGAACCACAGCGCUUUACAAGGCGGUUGUUAUAAGCACACCACGAAAGAGGAAGUCUGACGAGUACUUGCUGGAAUUUGAUGACGAUGAAGAAGACGGAACACUACCUCAAAGAACAGUGCCUUUCCACUAUGUGGUAGCUGUACCAAAAGGUCAUCGCCAAUGAAAUAAUAAGAGUUUUUUCAUGUUUGUUUCUUUUGGACCCAAGUAAAACUUAAAAGAAGAUGAUAAAUUUUCUGUCCAAUUUGGGGAAAAGCUACUCUAGUUUAAGGGUAAUAUAUAUGUAGUAUGUGUAUUUUAUAUCAUUGUGAGCCACGAUGUUGAACACAAAUGAAAUUCAUGUUUACACGUUUUGGGA